UGGCUUCCCCAGGGCCGUGGGCAGGAGCGGCUGCUCCCCCUGUUCCUUUUUUCCUGGCUGCAGUAGAACUUCAUCCCCGACUCCAGAGCACUCCAGAGGCUUUCCUGGAGCCCAGCUGUGCUCCUGGCUGAGGAGCCACCUCCCCUGAGCCCCCCUGUCCCCGCAGGUUGCUCACAAACCCGACUGCCAGGUGCUGGCUGGCCCCAAGGGCUGCCUGCCGCUGGCAAGUUGGGCUCCAUGACAUCCCAGUUUGGAUGGAUACUGAGGUGACUGGAAGUUGCAAGGCAAGAUGAAGACAAAGGGAUGCACAUCUUUUGAUCCAACCCAGCCAUAACCUCAGGACUGCCUUUACAACACUCAGGACUGGCUCCCGUUUCCCAGGACUGGUUCUGGGCUGAGGUCUCCACAGGACAUUGAAACCUGCUCAGUUCAGACCUAAGUGCCCAUCACUGUGCUCAACUGUGCUUCAGCCCAAGGCAAGGCAUUACUAGAAAAUUAACACCGAAAAACCACAGCAUUAUAGGCAAUUCAUGAUACUGGAAUUCAGUUUUAGGAAGAUUUUGUUGCAUCACAGUGUUGCAUCACUCCUAUUAAACAUUAGUCACAGACAAAAAUCCAGUGCAAUUAUUCACAUAAAGCUGUAAAUACAGCAUGGCACUGUUACCAUAUUGGUUCCUUUUAUAUUGACAUAUAGGGCUCAUGCUUAUCUCUGUGCCCAGCAUGCAAAGGGAUUACAUUUAGAAAGUGCUCAGCUAUUUUCUCCCACUAAAGAUAAAACACAUGUAAAUUUUGUUUACUGGUUUGUGAAUAGUGAUAAAGGGAUGUUUUCAACUGGAAAUGCUGAAACUGAAAAACAUUGCAAACUUUUAAGGAGGAGUCACAAGUGCUUCCAGCAGCAGUCAGGCACUGGGCUUUGACUGGGAGACAGGGAAUGAGAUCACUGGCCACCAGAACUUCCCUCUCUAUCAAUCUACCUCCAUCACAGCUUGGAAAAUGUUGUGGGAAAACAGGAGUCCAACUAAAAUGAUUUUCUUAAUACCAGGUGUACCGAGAAAAGGAUUAAUCUGGAUUUGAAAUGAGUUCAUGCUCUCUAUCAAAACAGUGACACAAGCUGGCAGAAUGAAGAAAGUACUUCCUUGAAAGAAGACGAUCUUUCCUAUCCUGAGAUGCUACCAGUAGAUAAAAAGCUUCUAAACUUACAGAUCUACAAACUUCUUCAGUGUGUUCAUGAGAAAGACAAGAAGCAAAUAGAAAAUCUGAUCCAGAAAGGAUUCCCAGAUCUCAUUAAUUACACAGAGCCUAAGGAAGGAUACAGCGCCUUACACUUGGCCUCCAUGAAAAAUGACAUUGAAAUGUGCCGCUUCCUGCUGGAACAUGGAGCUCGUCCAAAUGUCCACGACAACAUGGGAUGCACUCCAGCCAUGAAAGCAGCUGAGCUAGGCCAUGAGGUGAUUUUGGAAUUAUUAGCAAAAGCUAAUGCAGACAUGACUGCUGUGGAUAAUGAGGGGCAAGGUAUUUUGUUUUACUGCCUUUUACCUACAACACGCCACUCCCACUGCCUGCAAAUUGCCUUGGAAUAUGGUGCAGAUGUCAACAACUGUACUACUACUGGGAGGUCUGUGCUUCUACAAGCCUGUGAGCAAGCUCAUGAGGUUAAAAAAAUAUGCCUGAUUUUCUUGGAGAAAGGAGCAGAUCCACAUACAAAAGACCCGGCCACGGGGCGCACAGCCGUGAUGGAGGCUGCAAGGGAAGGUGCUGCCGAGGUGGUGCUGGAUCUGCUGCGGAGGGGAGCCGAUGUGAACCUCUUUGACUUUGAAAGACACAGCGCUGCACAUUUCGCAGCCAAAGGAGGCUUUUUGGAGAUUCUGACGAUUAUUUCAGGUUAUAAUGCAGACUUGAAACUGGUUGCUAUGAAUGGUAACACACCACUUCAUUACGCUGCGGAGGGAGGAUUUGCAGAUUGCUGCAGGUAUAUAGGACAAAGAGGCUGUGAUCCUACAUGGACAAAUUUGGCAAAUCUGAGCCCAAGGGAUACUGCCAAGAGCGCUGGGUUUAAAGCAGCAGCAAAAGUAUUGCGCAAAGCUGAAAAAGGCUUUAAAAAAACAGAUAAGACCCUUGCCUGGUACCUGAAGGUGUACGACUGGUCCCAGCAGCACAAGGAUGCCAUCUGCAAGGAGCUUGAGACUGAUGAAGAAGAAGAUGGGAUGGUAUCCAGAAAUGAUUUUAUAUCACUUAUUCGGAAGCACUGCGGCACUGUCCAUGUGGAUGAGGAACAAAUAGAAGUUCUUGCUAAAAAGCAUGAAGUGUCUACUGACAGGAUCAGCCUUGAUGAUUUUUUUAAAGGCUCCAAAUACUUGCAGAAAGCCUUUCUGCUAUCAUCCUUUGGGCCCAAAUCAAAGAAGAAGAAGAGACCCUCAAAAAAAAAAGGCAAAAAAGGCAAAAAAGGCAAAAAAGGCCUCCCUGUGCCGAUUUGUGUAAUACCAAAGAGUGAAUGUCCACUUAGGGAAGAUGGCCUCCCUACCUACAUGGUUGAGGCUGUCCCACACAUUCCCGAAAAGCAGCGUUUCAAACGGGAACACCAAUCCACCCAUCCACUGUUCGAUGACCGUGCCUGGUACGUAGAUGAGCCAAGGAAAUCCCUCAUAGAUAUCAACUACCUUGUCAGAGAAGGAGACUUUGUGUCUCUGCAGAAAGCAUUCGACGAGGAUGUGCCAGUAGACAUAAAAGAUAAAUAUUACAAAACACCUUUGAUGGUUGCAUGUGCAAGUGGCAACAUAGUUCUCGUGGAGUUUCUUCUGGAAAAGGGGGCUGAUGUAAAUGCAACAGACAACUUCCUGUGGACUCCUCUGCAUCAUGCUUGCUAUAAUGGACACCUGGAUAUCGCUGAGGUGCUCGUGAAGGCUGGAGCAUCUGUGAAUGCCCCUGCAAUAGGCGGUGCCACCCCGCUGAUGAGAGCCAUUGAGGCCUGCAGGCUGGACAUGGUCUAUUUUUUAAUCACUGCAGGUGCUGAUGUCCAAGCUACAAACAGCAAUGGAAAGACUGUCCUUGAUCUUGCUCAAUUAUUUGAAGAUGCCACAAUAAUUGAACUGCUCAAAAAUCAACUACAGAUUUUGGCAGAACAAGAACAAGAAAAAGAAGAGCAAGCAAAAGGUGGAAAGCCAAAACCAGCAGAGCCACCGAAACCUGUGAUAAAAGAGUCUCCUGAGGAAUCUCAGCCACCCGAGGAAGAGCCUGUUCCUGAAAAGAAAAAGCGUUCCCGUAAGGGCAGUGCUGCUUAUUGGAAAUCUUUGGCACCGAGAGAAAACAAGAAUGACAUCUCCUUCAGACCCAGAAAAAUAUGGAGCCCUGAUGCCACAGCAAUACAGCUUGCAGAGAAGCGAGAAUUACUUCGGGAACGCGCUACUCUUGUUGGUCACAUGGAAGAUUUUACAACCCUCUUCAAUAGAAAAUUUGAGUAAGAACAGCAUCUGGAAGAAGCUAUUUCAACACAUAUUUUGAGGAGACAAAGAUGUAAAGGGCUACUCCUUUUCAAGGAAGGAAUCGUGCAGUGCUCAGUAAACGUAUCUCAGUUACCAUAAAAGAAAGUCCUAUCAAGUUUUUUCCUCUCUAGAUUAUGUUGCUUACACACAAUCUUUUGUUGAGGGCUUAGUCUGGAAAAAGAUUUAUCCUCAUGUGAUUCUAAGUCUUGAAACUGACUCAGUAUACUUCAUGGAUAGUCAGUGUUUUGACACACAUACGUCCUUUGUAAAGGUGUAGCUUUAUAAGGCUUUCUUUACCCCAACACAAAGCUUCUUCCUGGAAGAUACAUUACCCUUCUACUCUAAAUAUAUAGCUAUGAAGAUGGCAUUCUGUAAUUAGCUACGACAGCAAUGUUCUGAUUUGUCUGUAGAGGCAACAAAGAGCUCAGAAUUUAAAACCAGAACUAUCA
Messenger RNA from Cyanistes caeruleus (blue tit), 3928 nucleotides. NCBI's taxonomy places the organism in Eukaryota, Metazoa, Chordata, Aves, Passeriformes, Paridae. The record is from RefSeq and is a predicted model, not a curated record.